Messenger RNA from Saccharomyces cerevisiae S288C, 564 nucleotides. RefSeq lists its product as uncharacterized. Lineage: Eukaryota; Fungi; Ascomycota; Saccharomycetes; Saccharomycetales; Saccharomycetaceae. The transcript has a single exon. Bases 1 to 564 code for a protein of 187 amino acids. The record is from RefSeq and is marked reviewed.
AUGCGCAAUGGGAAGAUAUUAUGCUGCCAUUGCUUUUACAAUAAAGGUGAUCAUGAAGACGACGAAGGAGGCCGCAGCAUAGAGAGUCUGUGCGCCGUGAACUUAGCCGAGGGUCUUAAUCCAAGGACAAAUGGGCCUGGCAAGGACUCUUUCUCAUUUUCAACAUCCGGUUCUAAGCCAUCAUCAUCUUUGUCCUUUCCAGUCACAUCUUCCAUGGUUUCUUCAACUUCUUCGUAUUCUAGUUUUCUUUUCUUGUUAGUGGUAAACCACCUAUUCAGUGGCAGGCUUAGGUGUGGGUCACCUGAAUUUAUUAUUCGUUCAUUUACUAUCACACUAGGUCCUCUGAACCAUAAUAUUUCACCCUUUGUUUUUUUCCAUGGAAACAUCUCUUCUCUUCCAGAUCUCUUGGUUUGGCUGUGCAGAUCAGUACGCUGCAAAACAUCUACGUUUUUGGUUAUAGAGAUAGGUAAGACAAACGAGGAGGCUGCAUCGAUCAUUAUAUUACCCAAAUUACCUCUUGAUGCCUGCGAUGUUAAAUCAUCGAUUAUUGUUGGGAUAUUAUAA